Messenger RNA from Neohortaea acidophila, 1236 nucleotides. RefSeq names its product cation efflux family-domain-containing protein. Gene Ontology annotation, cellular component: membrane. Bases 1 to 1236 code for a protein of 411 amino acids. The transcript is spliced from 3 exons. The record is from RefSeq and is a predicted model, not a curated record. Gene Ontology annotation, biological process: monoatomic cation transport; transmembrane transport. Gene Ontology annotation, molecular function: monoatomic cation transmembrane transporter activity. NCBI's taxonomy places the organism in Eukaryota, Fungi, Ascomycota, Dothideomycetes, Mycosphaerellales, Teratosphaeriaceae.
AUGGCCCCGGGCCCCGAUCCCGCCGUCGGCCUGGUGCAAGUCAGAGCACACGGAGGACACUCCCACUCACAUGGUCAUCACCACCAUCAUGACAAUACCUAUCUUACCAGCAGUAACAAGAGCGAUCCGGGCGUGCGGAUAACGAGGAUUGGACUGUAUGUCAACCUGGGCAUGGCGAUUUGCAAAGGAGCUGGAGGGGUGGUGUUCAAUUCGCAAGCGCUCACGGCUGAUGCGCUCCAUGCAUUGACCGACUUGGUGUCGGACAUCAUGACCCUCGCCACCAUAUCUUACUCUCUCCGCCCGGCCUCCAAGCGCUUCCCCACGGGCUAUGGCAAGAUCGAAUCGCUGGGUGCGCUUGGUGUUUCAGGCUUCCUUUUGACAGGCGGCUUGAUGAUUGGUGUACAAUCUAUAUUGGCGUUGAGCCAACAAUUCUUCCCAGAAGUCGCACACACUCUGUCCCACAUUGGCCUGUUCGAGCACGCUCAUAGUCACGGCCACAGCCACGGGGGAGGCGAACUCGGCCCGAACAUCAAUGCAGCCUGGCUCGCAGGCGGAAGCAUCGUUAUCAAAGAGUGGCUAUACCGAGCGACGAUGAAGGUCGCAAAGCAGAAGCGGAGCAAUAUUCUGGCGAGCAAUGCCUACCAUCACCGCGUCGACAGCCUCACCGCGUUCGUGGCCUUGUUGACCAUUACCGCUAGCCAUUUCUUCACCAAUGCACAGUGGCUUGACCCGGUGGGCGGCCUCAUCAUCAGCGGAAUGAUUGUCCAAGCGGGCUGGGGCAACACCAAAGCGGCUCUCUACGAGCUGGCGGAUGUGGGAAUCCAAGACGAGAUCAAAGAGAAAGUGCAGAAGGCAUCGGCGGCUGCUUUGCAAGAGCAAGUCGGCUCGGAAGCAAUUGUCAAGGGUGUGCAAGGCAUCAAGAGCGGACAGAACGUCCUGGCUGAGAUUGAGGUCGCCGCACCCUCUGACUGGACGCUGUCGAAGAUUGGCGAGGUGGAGGAGCGCGUACGGGACAGCGUGAUCGCUCAAGUUCGAGGGGUCCGACGAGUGGUAGUGCGAUUCACGAGCGAUGCCGACGGGGAUAAGGAAGCUUUUGCAGACGACUUCGCCCCCGCUCCCGCCAGCAGUCCUGAGCCGGAAGACGGACAUGACCAUGGCGACCAUGAAGCGAAGCACGACCACUCUCAUGCACAGUCUGCCGAGCAGUCCAGCGGCUCUGCUCGAAGACGGAAGUGA